Messenger RNA from Myotis lucifugus (little brown bat), 4632 nucleotides. It is a transcript of the gene ABCE1, whose product is annotated as ATP binding cassette subfamily E member 1. Lineage: Eukaryota; Metazoa; Chordata; Mammalia; Chiroptera; Vespertilionidae. Bases 118 to 1917 code for a protein of 599 amino acids. The record is from RefSeq and is a predicted model, not a curated record. Gene Ontology annotation, molecular function: ribosomal small subunit binding; iron ion binding; ATP hydrolysis activity. Gene Ontology annotation, biological process: ribosomal subunit export from nucleus; translational initiation; translational termination. The transcript is spliced from 18 exons.
GCCGUAGGAACACGUUGUGGACCUGAGAAGUGACAGCAAACGCCGAUUUGGCCUCUGCGCUCCCCUCCGCCAGGAGGUCGCUCUCUCCAGAAGAGCUGGAUAUUCCUACCUAGAAUUAUGGCAGAUAAAUUAACAAGAAUUGCUAUUGUCAACCAUGACAAAUGUAAACCUAAGAAAUGUCGGCAAGAGUGCAAAAAGAGUUGUCCUGUGGUUCGAAUGGGAAAACUAUGCAUUGAGGUUACACCCCAGUGCAAAAUAGUUUGGAUUUCUGAAACUCUUUGUAUUGGCUGUGGUAUUUGUAUUAAGAAAUGCCCCUUUGGCGCCUUAUCAAUUGUCAAUUUACCAAGCAACUUGGAAAAAGAAACAACACAUCGAUAUUGUGCCAAUGCCUUCAAACUUCACAGGUUACCUAUCCCUCGACCAGGUGAAGUUUUGGGAUUAGUUGGAACUAAUGGUAUUGGAAAGUCAACUGCUUUAAAAAUUUUAGCAGGAAAGCAAAAGCCAAACCUUGGAAAGUACGAUGAUCCACCAGAUUGGCAAGAAAUUUUGACUUACUUCCGUGGAUCUGAAUUGCAAAAUUACUUUACCAAGAUUCUAGAAGAUGACCUCAAAGCUAUUAUCAAGCCUCAGUAUGUAGACCAGAUUCCCAAGGCUGCAAAGGGGACCGUAGGAUCUAUUUUGGACCGAAAGGAUGAAACAAAGACACAAGCAAUUGUAUGUCAACAGCUUGAUCUAACCCAUCUAAGAGAACGAAAUGUGGAAGAUCUUUCAGGAGGAGAGUUGCAGAGAUUUGCUUGUGCUGUUGUUUGCAUACAGAAAGCUGACAUUUUCAUGUUUGAUGAACCUUCUAGUUACCUAGAUGUCAAGCAGCGUUUAAAGGCUGCUAUUACUAUCCGAUCCCUAAUAAAUCCAGAUAGAUAUAUCAUUGUGGUGGAGCAUGAUCUAAGUGUAUUAGAUUAUCUCUCUGACUUCAUCUGCUGUUUAUAUGGCGUACCAAGUGCAUACGGUGUUGUCACUAUGCCUUUUAGUGUAAGAGAAGGCAUAAACAUUUUUUUGGAUGGCUACGUUCCAACAGAAAAUUUGAGAUUCAGAGAUGCGUCACUUGUUUUUAAAGUGGCUGAGACAGCAAACGAAGAAGAAGUUAAAAAAAUGUGUAUGUAUAAAUAUCCCGGAAUGAGAAAAAAGAUGGGAGAGUUUGAGCUAGCAAUUGUAGCUGGAGAGUUUACAGAUUCUGAAAUCAUGGUGAUGUUGGGGGAAAAUGGUACUGGUAAAACGACAUUUAUCAGAAUGCUUGCUGGAAGACUGAAACCUGAUGAAGGAGGAGAAGUACCAGUUCUAAAUGUCAGUUAUAAGCCACAGAAAAUCAGUCCCAAAUCAACUGGAAGUGUUCGACAAUUACUACAUGAAAAGAUACGAGAUGCUUAUACUCAUCCACAAUUUGUGACUGAUGUAAUGAAGCCUCUGCAAAUUGAAAACAUCAUCGAUCAAGAGGUACAGACAUUAUCUGGUGGUGAACUGCAGCGAGUAGCUUUAGCUCUUUGUUUGGGCAAACCUGCUGAUGUCUAUUUAAUUGAUGAACCAUCUGCAUAUUUGGAUUCUGAACAAAGAUUGAUGGCAGCUCGAGUUGUCAAACGUUUCAUACUCCAUGCUAAGAAGACAGCCUUUGUUGUGGAACAUGACUUCAUCAUGGCCACCUAUCUAGCAGAUCGAGUCAUUGUUUUUGAUGGUGUUCCAUCUAAGAACACAGUUGCAAACAGUCCUCAAACCCUUUUGGCUGGCAUGAAUAAAUUUUUAUCUCAGCUUGAAAUUACAUUCAGAAGAGAUCCAAACAACUAUAGGCCAAGAAUAAACAAACUCAAUUCUAUUAAGGAUGUAGAACAAAAGAAGAGUGGAAACUACUUUUUCUUGGAUGAUUAGACUAAAUCUGACAAUAUCGAUAAACCAUUUAUUAAAAGAAACAUUGGGAUUUUUGUCAUAUAAAACUUUAAUCAGGUUUAAUGUCCCACAUACUCUAGAGCCUGAAGUAGAAUUUACUUAUUGUAACAUAAGCCAGUUGUGUUGUAAAUUGUAGUCUGAACCACAAAAAAAUGCCACUUUUCUGUUCUUGAUGAUAAGGCCCUUUUUGCCUCUAACAUUCUAAAAUGAACACAUUUCAAGCUAUAUUAAUUACCUCCAAACUUUAAUGAUGUAUGGGAAGAUUUUUCAGUGGAUGUACUAUAUUCAUGUACCAAAUGUUGACCAGUGUUGCCCCCUUUUAAAACUCUUGAAAAAGGUUUCUGUACUUACAUGGUUUGCCACGUAUGCCAAUAUAAUGAACUGCCCUUAAUUUAAAGUUGGUCUAAGAUUCGACUGAUGAAAUUGGAUAAAUAAAUAUUAGGAUUAUAUUUGUUUUCAGUCUUUGGACUAUAUUAUCAGUGUGUUUAGACUUUCAAAAGAUCAUCAUCUACAAACAACCACUGUCAGAAAUUGCUGUUACCAACUUAAUCAUUGCUUACAAUUUUUGGUACUUUUGAAUAUCUUCAUAGAAAUCAUUUCAAUAUCCCCCAACUUUCACCAAGAAAACAACCUAACUUCACUUUGAUAUGCUCAGCUUAGCAUUCCCUAAGAUUCUAUAUUCUGUAAUUGCUCUCAAGGUAAUGGUUCUCUAAACAUACCUUUUUAUAAUCACUAAUCAAGAUUUAGGAAAAUGCAUUGUAAAGAACGCUUGCUUCCCUUAAAAGUACAGGCUCAAAAGUCUCUCAAGUUGGUGCCUAAGCAUUUAUAUAUUUGUAAGUUUCCACAGAUUUCUGGUGGGCAGCCAAGAACUGUGAGCCACUUAUCUAAAGGCAACAUUAAUUCAAACACUCCCCAGAUAGCAAUACAAAGUAGCCCUUGUACCAAAUACACUUAAUUCUAAAUUUGGAUAUAGAGCAGUGAUGGCGAGCCUAUGACACGCGUGUCAGAGGUGACACGCGAACUCAUUUUUUUGGUUGAUUUUUCUUUGUUAAAUGGCAUUUAAAUAUGUAAAAUAAAUAUCAAAAAUAUAAAUCUUUGUUUUACUAUGGUUGCAAAUAUCAAAAAAUUUCUAUAUGUGACACGGCACCAGAGUUAAGUUAGGGUUUUUCAAAAUGCUGACACACUGAGCUCAAAAGGUUGGCCAUCACUGAUAAUAGAGGAUAUUAUGUACAUCUAUUUCACUCUUUUUUUUUUCUUUAGUUUAUAGCAAGAGUUCUAAUAUUUUAUCCAAGUCCUCGGUUUGAGCAAUAGAAACCUCUAGUGUGAAACCACGUUCAGUUUAUACUUCUAAUUUUAUUUUUUAAAAUAUUUUUAUUGAUUUCAGUGAGGAAGGGAGGAGGACAGAUAGAAACAUCAAUGAUGAGAGCAUCAUUAAUUGGCUGCCUCCUGCAGGCCCCACAUUGGGGAUCAAGCCUACAACCUGGGCAUGUGCCCUGACUGGGAAUCAAACCAUAACCUCCUGGUUCAUAGGUCAAGGCUCAACCACUGAAACAACCAGCCGGGCAUAAGUUCUAAAAAUUUAUCCAAUUCCGAGUUCUCAGUUUGAGCAAUAGGAACCUCUAGUGCAGUGGUUCUCAACUUCCUAAUGCCUCGACCCUUUAAUACACUGGGUACUCAUAUGUGAGCGUAUCUGCAUGUGGGUGGACCCGCCUGGAGACCGAUAGAGGAGCGGUGUCUCGGUUCCUAAGACCAUCGAAAAUAUGUUUUCCGAUGGUCUUAGGCGACCCCUGUGAAAGGGUCAUUCGAAAAGGGGUCGUGACCCACAGGUUGAGAACCGCUGUUCUAGUGUGAAACCACUUUCAGUUAUGCUUCUGACUAAUGCAAUGAACUGGAACUACCAUGCUAUAAGUGAGGGAAAGAGCUUACUAAAUGAAUUAAUGGAGCAAGGAAACUAGAGGAAGAAAUUUGAAAUUAUUGAACAGACUAAAUUUAGUUACUUGAAACAAUAGCUUUGAUUGAUAUGCAAAUUGGACAAAAAAGUAUAACUGGGCCCCAUUAGGCCUUUAAAAUUAAUAUAUAAACUAGAAGCCCAGUGCAUGAAAUUCAUGCACUGGUAGAGUCCCUAAGCCUGGCUGGUGAUCAGGGUCGAUCUAUGGGGUGACCAACGGGGCAAUUGUGGGGCCCCGCUGGUACCCGCCUUGGCUGGCCUGGCACCCCCCCACUCGCCAGCCCCUCCCCUCCAGGGCGAUCCAGGGGUGGCACCAGCCCACUCACUGGCCAGCCCUGCUGCCAGUCACCUCCCUCGGUGGAGUGACCAGCGGGACAAUCGGGGCCCCUGCUGGCACCUGCCUUGGCUGGCCUGGGGCCUGUGGGCUAGGGGCAGCUCCCGCGUUUAGCAUCUGCCCCCUGGUGGUCAGUGUGUGUCAUAGUGACUGGUUGUUCUGUAGUUCGUCGAUUUGCAUAUUAGGCUUUUAUUACAUAGAAAUACAUUUGUGAAAAAUUCAAAUGUACCGAAAUCUAUGGAAUAAAAAGUUAUGAUCUCCCUUCACAUUACCCUCCCAAAGGUUACCAGUGUUAAUAUGUAAAGGGCUUGUAUUGUAUAUAAAUGGGAUUAUACUAAAAUAUGUAGUGCCUAUUUUUAAGGAUAGUUAAAUUUGUGAAUGUUUAUUUCAAAAAAUUGAAUAAAAUAAGCCAAAA